Messenger RNA from Drepanopeziza brunnea f. sp. 'multigermtubi' MB_m1, 2055 nucleotides. Lineage: Eukaryota; Fungi; Ascomycota; Leotiomycetes; Helotiales; Drepanopezizaceae. The record is from RefSeq and is a predicted model, not a curated record.
AUGGCAUUGCCACCCAAAUUUGGGGUUUUCGCAGACGGGAGAUCCGGGUUAACUCCUAUAGCAUCAAAGUUCCCUUCCAUAGGUUUUUCGAGCCCGCUCCCGCCCGAGGCGGCGGAUAACGCGAGAUAUGAAGAGUAUCAGCGCAGACUGCUACAUGGCUUUACUACCCGCGAACUGUCAAGCAUGGAUGUUAUCACAACUCGACCUCUCAAGAGAAGCACGCUUUUGAACGGCAUCCAUCCUAUUUUCGCUAAGUCGAGGUGGGAGAAGACUCCGUCCCCAGAACAUGAGAGACUGAACCUGUAUGCUCUUCCUGACUGGCCAGGGCUCUCUGGCGACUGGAUCGCGGACAAUGAGAUUGUAUGGAAGGCAAUUUAUCCCAGCCUACAAAUCGCCACUAGGGUCCUCGCGAGUGUUCAUCUAUUAGCAUGGUUCGCUGCUCUUCUAGCUCCGGGGAAAACGAAAAUUCCCAUCGAGAGGAUACACAGAGGAGAUUUCUUCGACCCAGCGUUCGUAGAGCUUGAUAACAUGUGGUCUUUCACACCAAAGGUUCCAUUCGACGAGGCACUUCAAAGUUUGACGAGACAGCGACUUGAUCGAAUUCUGGAGAAUUUGAUGGGCUCUGGUGAGCUUACGUUUGGAUUCAAACACCAAUCGAUUGAUCCUUGGAACAAUAUCCCGGCUUGGGAGUUCAGUCAAAUAGGAGUGACGCAGUUGUUCAACAGCAGGACAGUCUCCAUCUUUUUGGGUUACAAUUUGGCAGAACCUCUUCUGAGGAAUGAUCUGUCUGAUGCCGAACGAAUGGGUUGUGAAUGGAACUUCGCAAGCGUCCUUCUUCAUGAAAUCUGCCACGCUGUAUGGUACGGAUACUGCUUAGAGUAUCCUGGCCAGCUGCUUGAGAAAAACGAGCCUUACUUUAAGAAUGAACCGCUCGCGGAGUUAGGGUAUGUGAUGGAGCGUGAGGUGUUUGGCGGUGUUAGUGGGCUCAUGCUACGGGGUACUUUUUUAUGUCCCCUCGGCUAUUGGCUCAGCACCGAAAUUAUAAGCCUCGAUCACUGCGAGAGAACAACCCAGACCAUCUUGAUAAACCCCCCACUCUCUAAUAUCCAAACCUACUUCCCUAUAAAAGCCGAAUUCUUCGAAAACAUUCAACAGGAGAGCUUUUGGAGAGUGAGCAUCGGGAUGUUGGGAAUGUCAGGUCUGCAUGCCCGGACUUUGGCUGAGGGAGCUCAAGUCACCCAUUCUGGGCUAGGGCCUAACAACCGAGUGAGAGGGGUCGCGGUGAAAUACUUAGCAAGGAUCCAGGAGCCCGAUGUGCGAUUGAGCGAGUUCAGACGAAAACUCAACGAGUAUUUCAAAGCCUCAGGUCACAGGAUGAGCCUCGAAGAGCUCGAGAACUUCCGAUUCGGGAAAGCGAUGCUGGACAAUGCCGUUUGGGAAGAAGCGUUCUGGCUCACAAGCGUAACGCUGCGAGGAUUUCUGAGCACGGUGAUGGACACCUUAGAGUAUACGCUCAGUGGUAAGAAUCGAGCUGCGAGAGCUGACGCUCUGGACAAGAUUGAUGCAUUUCUGAAGGCCGCCUCGGCGAAACACCUCAGUCAGAUCAACAGCUUCCUUGCGCUACCGCACGAGCUCAGGGGCCAAGAUCGCCACGACGACUUGUUGCGCUGGAACCGGGGUGCCAGAAUCUACGCGAGGGGAUGCUACAGCCUGGCCUUUUCAGACAUCGAUUACACGAAGACGGCUGCUUUCGAGCAGUCCAUCCUCGAUCUCGAGUUCUGCCGUAUGCUCCUGUACCAUCCUAUCAUGAAAAGCCUCGUGCCAGGCCACCAGUCCGAAACUGAUUGCCUUUCCGCCGCCAACAGACUGAAGGAUGCAGGAGAUAUCGAAGCGUUCAAGGCUGCCGUUGCACCAACCAUCACCUCGCCCGAUUGCUCCCUGUUCGCAGACGCCGCGGUGAGGGUGAUUCAAAGCGAGCUACCGUUAGACCAAGAUACAUAUACACAGGCGACCCGGGGGCAUGGGCAGAAGUGGUUCUGGAUCAGGCUCGUGUAG